AAAAAUGAAAUUUAAGAAUAAGAGGCCUAUUGUUUGACAAUGAUUGAGGUAUGCUAAUGUAAGUAAGGAACCAUUGAUGGGCAUUUUUAUGUAUUGUUUCAUUUGUAUUGUAUGGUUUGACUAGUGUCAAGCGUGGACCUAGAUACCAAAUUUUUUGGUCAAUGAUCAUAUUCUACUACGAUUGCAUUGCCAUUAUAAAAAGAAGUUCAUGAAAUUUCCAGCCUUACUACCACAAUAUUAGUAGAAUCUUAAUGUGGUAAAAAUUUUAGUCAAGACUCAAGAAUACCCAAAACUUUUAUUUGAGAUGCAUUAGGCUCAGUGGCCAGCUGCUUUCAUUUCUUUUUUAGGAAGAUGAAGGUUUGAGCAUCAAUACCAUCACUAUAUUUAACAUCUUUAUUGUAUAUGGAGGUGUUAUCAUCUACUAUUAUUAACUUAUUUAGAUUUUUUGGUUUGUAUCAGAGCAGAUUUGAGUUCUUUCAUUGUGCUUUAAAUUUUUUUAAUUUUAUAUAUUUCAUGAUGCAUUUUUCAAUAUUUCUCCCUCUCUUUUUGUACUGUGUUCUACUUAACUUCACUUUCACAUGCCAACUAUGGUUUAAACUUUAAAGAUGAUCUUUACGCGUCGUUGUGUUUGUAGUUUAGACUAUGCCACAGCUAAAUGCAAUUUUAAUAUUUGCUUUGUGUUGACUUCAUUAACAUUGUCUGAUUCUUCUUAUCUGAAUUUGUUGAGAGUUGGAGCAGUUUUGCUCCGGUUUCCAUUCUGCUCCCAAUCUUCCUUAGCAUCAGAUUUGCCAAAACUUUAUCUAUAUAUUAUGCAGGUUAUUCCAUUUUCUAGGGGAAGUGCAUGGGAGCAGCCCCCUCCAGAUUUGGCAUCAUACUUGUACAAAAAUCGAAUUGUGUACUUGGGCAUGUCUCUUGUCCCUUCUGUUACAAAGUUGAUACUAGUAGAGUUUCUAUACCUUCAGUAUGAAGAUGCUAACAAGCCUAUUUCUCUUUACAUAAACUCCACUGGAAAAACCAAGGGUGGUGAAAAGUUGGGUUAUGAGACCGAAGUUUUUGCUAUAUAUGAUGUUAUGGGGUGUUUAAUCAUUAUGGUCUUGUUUGUGGAUCAUGUUUCUAGCGAACUUAUAUUGAUUCUUCUUUACUUCAGGUAUGUGAAACCCCCAAUAUUUACUCUGUGUUGGUAAUGCUUGGGGAGAAGCAGCCUUACUUUUGGCUGCUGGUGCAAAGGGAAACCGUUCUACAUUGCCCUCCUCUACAAUUAUGAUGAAACAGGCUUUUUCUUGAUCAGUGGUUUGACACAAUCAAUGCACAUUCUUGUCCAGGGAAACCAUGAUAAAAUUUAUUUUAUUUUUAUUUUUUUGAAAAAGAAAAAACCAUGAUAAAGUUAUGUAUCAAUGCACAUUACAAUAAAACUUGAAAAUGCAAUCUUUUUACUUAUGCAGCCCAUUACAAGGUUUCAAGGUCAAGCAAUAGAUGUGAGCUUGCAAGAAAGGAAGUAAAUAAUGUAAAGACAGUGUUGGAUAUGGAGUAUGCAAUAAAAAAAGGUCUUUAAUUCAAAGUUUUGAUAGUGUUACUUAAAAAUGGAUCUGGAUUGUUUAAAUAACUUUGAUUAUCUUCUUAAAUGUUUUCACUCUUACACUUGAAGAAAUUAAAUCAUUCCUUUCUUCAUAUAA
This is a messenger RNA of Humulus lupulus (European hop), 1673 nucleotides long. Its product is annotated as ATP-dependent Clp protease proteolytic subunit-related protein 4, chloroplastic-like. The transcript is spliced from 2 exons. The record is from RefSeq and is a predicted model, not a curated record. Gene Ontology annotation, molecular function: serine-type endopeptidase activity; ATP-dependent peptidase activity; ATPase binding. Gene Ontology annotation, cellular component: endopeptidase Clp complex. Lineage: Eukaryota; Viridiplantae; Streptophyta; Magnoliopsida; Rosales; Cannabaceae. Bases 606 to 1184 code for a protein of 192 amino acids. Gene Ontology annotation, biological process: protein quality control for misfolded or incompletely synthesized proteins.